Molecule: messenger RNA, 989 nt
Organism: Tuber melanosporum (Perigord truffle)
Lineage: Eukaryota; Fungi; Ascomycota; Pezizomycetes; Pezizales; Tuberaceae
Exons: 7
Coding region: 126-857 (243 amino acids)
Biological process (GO): regulation of transcription by RNA polymerase II; chromatin remodeling
Cellular component (GO): NuA4 histone acetyltransferase complex; Swr1 complex
Molecular function (GO): histone binding
Source: RefSeq, a predicted model, not a curated record
AACGAAACAACACCUUUCUCUGUCAAAGCCACUGACCUCGGUCUUAACAUCAACCGAUUCUUUCUGUAAUUGACGAGUCACGGUUCGAAGCUUUACAGCCUUAGGUAUCUUAAUAAAUCUACACAAUGACUGAGAUUACCAGAAAGAUCAAGCUCGUCACAACUCAAUCAAUACUGACAGAUGUUGCGCCUGCCCACGAGGGUUUCCCGAUGAGGGAGUGGUCUAUCCGUGUGUUCAUCCAAGGGGAGAAAGGGGAAGAGCUACCUGCGAAUAUAUUCGACAAGGUGACAUAUAAGCUCCAUCCGACGUUUGCCAAUCCGAAUAGGGUCGUCAAGAAGCUACCGUUUUUAAUCACCGAGCAGGGCUGGGGAGAAUUCGAUAUGGAGGUUGUUCUUCAUGCCAUCGAUAAGGGCGGUGAUCAUUCCAUUCGCCACGACCUCAACUUUCAGAAGAAUAAAUACGAGUCUGUUCAUCCCGUCACUUUCAAUAACCCGAGACCGAACCUUGUCAAGGCUUUGGCAGCCUCUGGCCCAGUUCCUGGGGCGGACACCGCGGCGCCGGAGGAGAACGGGGUGUCCAAACGUGAUAAGCGCAAGAAUGAUGGAGAAGAGAGGACUAAGAAGAAGAGCCGGAGCGAACGUACCUUCGACAUGGAGAAGCUAGCAGAAGGCCUUCAGAAGCUUCAAGAAGAACAUCUUCUCCAGGUCGUUCAGAUGGUACAUGAUAACAAGACUCCCGAGACUUAUAUCAAAAAUGACGUAGAGCAGGGUGAAUUCCACGUUGAUCUUUAUACACUUCCCUCACACCUUACCCAAAUGCUUUGGAAAUUCGUCCAAGAGUGUGGCGUCGACGUAUAAUUAUCGUUCUUCCCUUUCCCUCGACUCAUUUUUCAUGUUCUGCUUGCCCGGGUUGUUUUUCUUAUCGUUUUUUCCUCUUUCAAAAAAAAAAAAAUUAAAACCAAAAAAAAAAAACCCCAAUUUGAAAAUUUU